Molecule: messenger RNA, 1710 nt
Organism: Astyanax mexicanus (Mexican tetra)
Lineage: Eukaryota; Metazoa; Chordata; Actinopteri; Characiformes; Acestrorhamphidae
Gene: krt1-c5
Product: keratin, type 1, gene c5
Exons: 9
Coding region: 16-1458 (480 amino acids)
Molecular function (GO): structural molecule activity
Source: RefSeq, a predicted model, not a curated record
UCUGAUUGGCUGAUCAUGGGCAGCCUGAGUACAACCCACCCUUGUGAAGAACACACUACCAGAGUGUAUAAAAGGAACCCGUGCUUAGAUAAUCCAAACACAGUCUGUGAGGAUCUGGAGAGCAUCAGUUUAUUCCAACUCUACUACAUCACUCUCCUUCUCAGCAUCGCCAACAUGACCUCCAGCCUGUCCGUGCGAGCAUCAACAGGCCGCCAGCCUUCCUUCUCCAGCCUCUCGUUGAGAGACAGUGGGACACGUGGCCGCUCUAAAGCACCAGUGUCCCUCUCAUCUGCCAGCACACUGUCUCUCUCCCGCUCCGUCUCCAUGGGCAACGGCCUCAAUAUCCUGAAAAAUCUGUCUCUGAACGGCCUGGCUGUGGGCGCCAGCGAGAAGGAGACCAUGCAGGGUCUGAACGACCGGCUGGCCAGCUAUCUCAACAAGGUGCGCUCCCUGGAGAAGUCCAACGCCGACCUGGAGCAGAAAAUCAAGCAGCUGAUGCUGGAUAGAGCACCUAAGGGUCAUGACAUCGAGGGCAUAAUGGCUCAGGCUCAUGCUAUUGGGCAAGAGGUGAGGAAAAAGACCCUGGAGAAUGCUCGCAUAAUGCUGGAAAUUGACAAUGCCAAGCUGGCAGCUGAUGACUUCAGGAUUAAAUGGGAAGCAGAAGCGGCUCUUUGUCAGUCAGUAGAGAGAGACUGUGUCGCUCUGCGCAGAGCCAAAUCAGACCAUGACCAGAUCAUCACCACCCUCCGAAGUGACCUGGACAGCCUGAAAGAGGAGCUGUACUUCCUGAAGAAGAACCACGAUGAGGAGAUGAGCUCACUGAAGGCCCGUUUGGCCAAUGAGCAGGUGAACGUGGAAGUGGAUGCAACCCAGGGGCCAGACCUAGGCGCCAUCAUGGCUGAACUGAGGGCCCAGUAUGAGGGCAUCGCUCGCAAGAACAAAGAAGACGCCGAGAUGUGGUACCUGAAGAAGCUGGAGGCAGUUCAGUCUGAGGUGAAGGAGAGUAAUGAAGCUCUAAGGUGUGCUCAGAGCGAGCUCAAUGAAAGACGCCGCUUUCUGCAAGGUCUUGAAGUAGAGCUGGACAGCCUACGCAAGCAGGUAGGUGUUCUGGAGGGGAACCUUGGGGAAACAAAUCAUAAGUACGCCACCGAGAUGGAGCACAUGCAGGUCACCCUGACACAGCUGGAGGACGAACUGUCACAGCUACGUCUGGACAUGCAGCGCAUCAAAACUGAAUACGAACAGCUACUGCGAGUCAAACAGAACCUAGAGCUGGAGAUCGCCACCUACAGGAGGCUGCUGGAAGGAGAGGAGGUGGUGAAAGAGGUAGCAACUCCUAAAAAACAGCCUGAAGUAAGAACACGGAAGAUCGUGAAGGUGGUCACCCAGACUAUGGUCAACGGCAAAGUGGUGGAUGAGUCCAGUGAGGUGGAGCAGAUUGAGGAGCGUAAGAAGUGAGUCCUGCGCUCCUUCAUUACCGUACUUCUCCAUCAACCACAUCUCCAUGAAGAAAAAACACAUUUCCUGUUAAACAGCACCAAAACAAUGUGUAUAACAGUAGACUCAGGUACACUAUCUGUGAAACAAUCUGUGCAGGCUAUAAAUAAUAAUAAAUACGAUGAUGAGGUGGAUAUUGGCAAGACGCCAGUAUCAGUGCAAUUUGUUUACUGUUUGAAUGUGAAGUAAAUAAACAUACUUGUGUUCGAGAUU